AAAUGCGGUUUGAUUUUAUUACAUUUUAUUUUCCACAAUUAAAUGCUAAGUAAGUAAUCAAGCUCUUAAUUAAUUAGUUUUUUAUUUAGCAUUCAAUAUUUAAUUCAAUCUGCGUAUACCCAGCCUUUGGAAAGGUAAACAUCCACACACUUAUAUAAACAACACGAAUGUCCAUAUGUAUGAUGAAAUCUGCAUUAAAAUAAUAUUGUUUUUAAUUUAUUAUUGAAUGCUGACUUACAUUCGGACUCGUUCUUUGUUCUGAACGAUCAGCCGCUGUGAGGCCCGUCUCAAGUCGCAAUCAUUAUGUAAUUAUUGCAAUGUCAUUUCGCUCGCUCAGCCGCUGAGCAAAUGUAUUUUUUUUUCAAGUUUUUAUUUUGAUUCUAUUUUGUUUUAGCAAUUGACAAUAUUUGUUAGCAUGUUUUAGAAGGCAACAAAUAUUUGUUUUGGCAGUAUUUCAACUGAACCUCAACCUAUAGAAUAUUGUCUUCUAAUACAGCUUUUAACCCCUUCUAACUGUCAGAAAAAUAAUUAUAUAAAAAUUAUGCAUAGCUUUUUUAGCAAUUAAAAGAUUGUAGUGUUCAAUAUCAUUCUAUUUUCCCUAUAAAAUAAAAUUAUUUUCACAUCUUUUCCUAUUCUUUUCUCUCUAUUUAUAUCUGGAAAAUUUACUCAGCUUCACUACCUCUUACAAAACUUGUCAAGUCCUUGACCUUUGCAAUAAACUUGAUAAAUAUUACAAGAACAAUUAAUUAAUUUCUUACCGGAAAUCGAAAAUAUCAGUUAACUAAUAAGUUCCAUAAUAAUUCAUUAUGCUCAUUAGAAUUAUAUUCUUGUAGCCUGAAAGCAUUUCCACCUAAUUACCCAAAACAAAGACGACGCUUUUCCCCGCUAUUGGACUAAAUUUUCCAUGACGCCGUUGGCCAACCUGACCUCAAAGUGCUGCAGCAGCAUCAUCACAAUUUUCCGGCUACCCGGUUUUCCCGCUUUUCCUUUAGUGUUGCCAGUGGUUCUGCGUCUGUUUAUGCCUUUGCUCCUGGCCGUGCAACGUGAGGAAGCGGCGGCCCGUGUGAUUACCACAGCAACGAAUGGACGUCACCCGCCAGCCGCCAAAGUCGAGUCGAGUCACCUCACCGGGCUCACCUGGGCCGGCUCACAUUUUCCAGACCAGCGCACUCGAAAGUCACAUUACUCGUUGUGCCUAUUACAUGACACACAAACGAAUCGCAAACGAAUUCGAACGAACGAAUGA
Drosophila kikkawai is the source of this 1246-nucleotide messenger RNA. RefSeq lists its product as uncharacterized. Lineage: Eukaryota; Metazoa; Arthropoda; Insecta; Diptera; Drosophilidae. The record is from RefSeq and is a predicted model, not a curated record.